UUCUUCUCCCCAAAGAAACAUCUUUGAACGUUGAUGCAGAAACCUCUUCCCCCUUUCUGACUUCAAAUAUUAGGGUUUCGUUUUUUGGGCUUUUAUUUUUUUUAAUCUACUUCACCGAAAAGAAUGUCAACUUUAAUCUCUAGCUUAAAAGAAACCGCCCAAUCCCUCACCGCGAUCCAUCGUCCAUGGCGAGAAUUCCUCGACAUCACCGCCGUCGACCUCCCAUCCUCCUUCUCCGACGUCACUACACGAAUAGCCCAAAACCUGACCCAUUUUCGCCUUAAUUACACCGUAAUCCUGCUGUUAAUCCUCUUCUUAUCGCUGAUUUACCACCCUCUCUCUCUCCUCACUUUCCUCGUCAUCCUUCUCGCUUGGUUCUUCCUCUACUUCGCCCGCGAUCGCGAAGAGCCCGUCGUGAUCUUCGGUCUCACAAUCGACGAACGGCUCGUCAUCGCUGCGCUCUUCGGCUUGACUGUGGCGGGACUGGUUUUGACCGGUGUUUGGCUAAAUGUCUUGGCGGCGGUUGCGAUCGGGGCUAGUAUGGUAAUUUUGCACGCGGCGUUGAGGAGUACGGACGACUUGGUGAUGGAUGAUUUGGAGUCGCCGUAUGGACACGUGCUUGCUGGUGGGGAUGAGGAGCUUGAUAGCCCCAGGGGGGAUUACAGUGUAUGGAUUGCUAAAGGAGAGUCUUGAGGGAUUGUCAGAAAUAAUGCAGGACUGCCUUGGAAAGCUUCUGCUGGAAUCCCCAUGCAUGCAGCAGCUCUUGGUGAGAGCCCUGCAACGUGGGCUUGAGGUUACAAGGAUUGAAGUUUCAGCUGCUUCAGCUUGUCCUCAGAAAGAUGAUUAGAAGCUUAGUGUAGCAAAAGCUUUCAAGGGCAUUACCCAUUAAGGACUGCCCCAGUAAGUGACGACCCUUCAUACAAAACAGUCAUGGGACAGAACAAAACCAAUCAGCUGAGGGAAAUAGCAGGAACUGGUUCUGUAUUAUUGCUGAAUAAUUUAUAUGCAUAUGCAAGGUGUAAGUUGUAACCGGCCUACAUACUAUCAUAUAAGGUAUACCUCCCAACUGUCCCAA
Theobroma umbraticum is the source of this 1075-nucleotide messenger RNA. It is a transcript of the gene MPI7, whose product is annotated as CAMV movement protein interacting protein 7. Gene Ontology annotation, biological process: vesicle-mediated transport. Gene Ontology annotation, cellular component: Golgi apparatus; endoplasmic reticulum. Lineage: Eukaryota; Viridiplantae; Streptophyta; Magnoliopsida; Malvales; Malvaceae. The record is from RefSeq and is a predicted model, not a curated record.